GUCUGUGGUCAUGUGACACAAACACGUGUUUCCGGACCCUGCAGCACGUUGGUGCUUCCUCGCUCGUUUUACUGAGCUGCGAAAACAAAGUAGAAUCUUCAGAAAUGGUGAAAGUCAGGAGGUCGAAGAUGAGGCAGAAGUUCAACUAUAACCAGGACCGAAAGAAGCUGAAGAAGAAGCUAAUUAAGAAGAACAACCCGAGGAUAGAAAGUGAACACAUCCGAAAUGCCUGGGACAACAAGAAGUCUUUGUCCCGGAACUUUCGGGAGAUGGGCCUGACAGCUGAUCCAAAUCGCGCUCUGCCGUUGAAGAAACAGACGCUCCUCAGUAAAGACGCAGAGACCAAAUCUCCGGCCAACAUUGUGACCAAGCCCUACGUUCUGAACCAGCUGGAGGAAGAAGCCAGUCGUCCGCUCCAAGUCCCAAAGACGUUGUCCUCCGACCUGAUCCAGUACGCUCAGUACAUGAUCCGAGAACACAACGACGACUACAAGGCGAUGGCCAGAGAUGAGAAGAACUACUACCAGGACACACCCAAGCAGAUCAAGAGGAAAAUCAACGAGUACAAACGCUUCCACCCGGAGCACUACAGCCGCUUUGUGAGCUCGCUGGCUGCGCCGGCGCCGGCGCCGCCGCUCCAGUAGACGCGCCGCUGGCUCCGCCCUGGACGUGGCAGCAGGAGUGGAGCCCCGGCCCUCAGGCUGUCGCAGGCUGGGCCAGGAACGCAGAACGCGGGGACUAGAAUAUUAAGUGAGAGUACGUGGUGGCGUCCAGGGGUUUGGAGAGACCAGCGCCGCCUCUCUGGGACAUUUCUCUCUCGCUGUUGUCAGUUCUCAUCAAGAACCUCAGGAACUUUUCCUGACCGAUCACUUCUGGUGUAAAUGUCAAAUGUGACUGAUUUUGUGUCUGCACAGCUGGAGAGUUUCCCUCCUGCUCUGGUGCUUCCCCUCGUCCACGAGUGCUUCAGGCGUGUUGAGGCCUGACUGCAUCACUUUCCACUGCAGACGUUGGAACCAGCAAGUGUCGAUACAUUCAUAGAAAUAAUCUGAUGUAAACGAAGUGAGGUAACCCUCAUUUACUGCUCAUUUUAUUCUCAUUAAAUCUAAUAUUACAGUUUUA
This is a messenger RNA of Betta splendens (Siamese fighting fish), 1119 nucleotides long. RefSeq names its product NOP16 nucleolar protein homolog (yeast) (gene nop16). NCBI's taxonomy places the organism in Eukaryota, Metazoa, Chordata, Actinopteri, Anabantiformes, Osphronemidae. Bases 105 to 644 code for a protein of 179 amino acids. The transcript has 5 exons. The record is from RefSeq and is a predicted model, not a curated record. Gene Ontology annotation, biological process: ribosomal large subunit biogenesis. Gene Ontology annotation, cellular component: nucleolus.